AUGGAUUCGACUCUUGCCGACUUUAUUUUGGAAGACAAUUGGGAAAGUGAAUUGAACAGUCUAUUCCCUCAAAACAAUGAAGUCUUUCUUUUGUUUAAUCAAGAACCAUCCUUUAGUUUUGAUUCGUCAAUAGUUUCGUCUAGUAAUGUAGAGUAUUUUGAAAACCAAUCCAGCGUCUUUUCUCCAAUUCCGAUUCAACAACAAACCGAUAGUAGUACUAGUAGUAUAACCCUCAAUAAUGUAGAUUUACAUUCUGAAUUAAUUUCAUCCAAUGAAAAUGUUGCAGAACAGUGUUUACUUUCGAAUAGCAACAAUUCAUUGAUGAAUCCUUUGCUAGUAGGCGAAACCAUGACUCCACUCUUUGAAGAGCAAUUACAAUCCACAAUUGCUGCAAUUAUCGAACAACCUUUUGCAAAUCUCAUUUUCGCAGCUCAACCAAAUCCUCAACCUCCUCAACAGGAAGAAACUAAAAAGAAACGAAAGGAAAUUUCCAGCUCGAACGAAUUCUACGACCAAUCGAAGAAGAGAAAGAAGGACAAUACUUUUGCAAUUAAUCAUUCAAUCACAGUUUCGUCUGCUGGAGUUUCUUCCAGUGUAUCCUCUAGCAAUUCUAAUACUCCAACCACUCCAACAGGUAGCAACUCAAAGAAAAAGUCAAAUGCCAAACGAAAGGGUUGGUUAGAAAACAUUUGCAGUUCCAUCGAUAAACCACCAGAAGAAUUAGUCUUGCCACCAGUUGUUGGAAAUGGCGGCAAAAAAACACUAAGAUUCCACACUGUAAACUUUAAAUAAAU
This is a messenger RNA of Naegleria gruberi, 794 nucleotides long. RefSeq lists its product as uncharacterized. The transcript has a single exon. The coding region runs from base 1 to 792 and encodes 263 amino acids. The record is from RefSeq and is a predicted model, not a curated record. NCBI's taxonomy places the organism in Eukaryota, Heterolobosea, Eutetramitea, Acrasida, Naegleriidae.